UUUGUAUACACCUCCCCCCUCCUCCCCCCUCCUCCCCCUAAAAGAGAGACACGGCGGCACAGCGGGCUUUUAUUCCAUCACACCGGACAGCAACACAUCCUCCUUCACUACAGCCGACGAAACGACAUCACAGGUCCUGAUCUGCUGCUGAGAACGACGUGUCCACGGACCUGCUGCUGUUUUCCAUCUACCUCCAGGGCCCGUUAUAAACUUUAUUCGCUUCGCUCUGAGCCGCCUCGGUCCUGCACUAGAAGCAUCUGUCGCGUCAGAAAUGGCUGCUGCUCUGUCCAGCUUCGGCAAAAUGCUGCUGCGGCGGCGGGCGCUGGACUGCUCCGGGGAGGAGACCCGGUUCGCCCGCUGCCUGUCCACCCUGGACCUGAUCGCGCUGGGCGUGGGCUCCACGCUGGGCGCCGGCGUCUACGUCCUGGCCGGGGAGGUGGCCCGCGAGAAGGCCGGGCCCGCCAUCGUCCUCUGCUUCCUCAUCGCCGCCCUGUCCUCCAUGCUGGCCGGCCUCUGCUACGCCGAGUUCGGCGCCCGCGUCCCCAAGACGGGCUCAGCGUAUCUCUACAGCUACGUGACGGUGGGCGAGAUCUGGGCCUUCAUCACGGGCUGGAACCUCAUCCUCUCCUACGUCAUAGGUACCGCCAGCGUAGCCAGGGCCUGGAGCUCCACCUUCGACAACCUGGUGGAGCAGAAGAUCUCCGGCUUCUUCAGAGCCUCCAUGGAGAUUAAGGUGCCGGGGAACGUUCUGGCCGAGUACCCGGACCUGUUCGCCCUCAUCCUGGUGCUGCUGCUCACUGGACUUCUGGCCUUCGGCGUCAGCGAGUCGGCGCUGGUGAACAAGAUCUUCACGGGCAUCAACCUGGUGGUUCUGGGCUUCGUCAUCAUCUCCGGCUUCGUUAAAGGCGACACGGCGAACUGGAACCUGACCAAGGACGACUACCGGGCGUUCACCAACACCACCAGCAGCAUCAACAGCACCAACGGCACCGACGGCACCGAUGAGCAGAUGAUUAAGGUUUUUGGCGAAGGCGGCUUCGCCCCGUUCGGCCUGAGCGGGAUCUUGUCCGGCGCCGCCACCUGCUUCUACGCCUUCGUGGGCUUCGACUGCAUCGCGACAACAAGCGAGGAAGCUAAGAACCCCAUGCGGUCCAUCCCCAUCGGCAUCGUGGCCUCGCUGCUCAUCUGCUUCUUCGCCUACUUCGGCGUGUCGGCGGCGCUGACGCUGAUGAUGCCGUACUACCAGCUGAACACGCAGAGCCCUCUGCCCGAGGCCUUCAGCUACGUGGGCUGGGCUCCGGCCCGGUACAUCGUGGCCGUGGGUUCCCUCUGCGCUCUGUCCACCAGCCUCCUAGGCUCCAUGUUCCCCAUGCCCCGCGUCAUCUACGCCAUGGCCGAGGACGGGCUGCUGUUCAGGGCUCUGUCCAGGAUGAACGCCCGCACCAAGACGCCUCUGCUGGCCACCAUCGUCUCCGGCAUCGUGGCAGCUCUGAUGGCGUUUCUCUUUGACCUCGGCGCCCUGGUCGACCUCAUGUCCAUCGGGACUCUCCUGGCGUAUUCCUUAGUGGCCAUAUGUGUCCUCAUCCUCAGGUAUCAGCCGGGAACCCUGAGCUCGCCGAGCCAGAUGGAGAAGCUGGUGGAGCUGGUGGAGGGCGAGAAGGUGGCGGCGAGCGGCGGGGACAGCGGGGACGAGUACGCCAUGGAGAUGGAGGACAAGCCGCUGCAGGAGACCUUCACCUUCAGGCUGCUCUUCUGCCCGAGUGGGAAAACCCCGACCAAGACGUCGGGGAACAUCGUCUACAUCACCACCGCCAUCAUCUCCGUCCUCAUCACUGUCCUCUGCGUGGUCCUGGCGAACUGUCUGUCUCAGCUGUGGGACUGUGUCCCCUGGGUCCUGGCGUCCUGCGUCCUCCUGACUCUGCUGUGUGGAGUCUGUGUGGUCAUCAUCUGGAGGCAGCCGGAGAGCAAGGAGGCGCUGACCUUCAAGGUGCCCCUCCUCCCCUGGCUGCCUCUCUUCAGCGUCUUCGUCAACAUUUACCUCAUGAUGCAGUUGGACAUUGGGACGUGGUGUCGCUUCACGGUCUGGAUGAUAAUCGGCUUCGCCAUCUACUUCCUGUACGGGAUCAAGAACAGCAGCGAAGCCUCCAGCCGGUCGUCUCCGCGUAAAUACGAGCCGGCGCUGCAGAACAAAAGCCCCAUUUACAGGGGGGCCCCCGAGGACAGCGACGUGGAGGGAGGCGGCCCCUGAUACGGCCCCUGAUACUGGACCUGGACCUGGACCUGGACCUGGACCUGGACCUGGACCUGGACCCGGACCUGGACCCGGACCUGGACCUGCAUUUAAAGCAGGGGUGUCAAACUCGUUUGAGUCCAGAAACACUGUAGAAUAAAAACGUGCAGAUAAACGAUGAAGCUUCACUUUGAUUUGGUGCAAAAAAACAAAAAUCAUUAUGACGCGUUUACGUUAAAUGAACCUGAGCGUCUAUAGCUCCUCCUGCUCCUCCUCCUCCUGCUCCUCCUCCUGCUCCUCCUCCUCUCGUCCCUUCGUCAUAAUGGGCUUUAUUUUUUUGCACUAAACCAAUGUUUGUAUUCAAUGAACUGAUGUUUUCAUGAAACACUGAGGACGAUAAGUUUCAUUUAGUUCUUUGCUGCUGUUAUUAAAUUAUGAGCAGAAGUUACUUUAACGUUAACGUUGUUUGACGCCCCUGGUUUAAAGGAGGAGAGUCUGUUACUCCCCAUGAACUGGACGAACUUCUACGUAGCCUUAGCCCCUCCCCCUCCACCUGUAACACCUGUAACACCUGGUUUAACAGAGCCACGCCCCCUCACCCAGUGUUACCUCCGUUACCUGAAGCUGUACCUGGUUGGAGGCGGAGCUUCGUUUAGUAGAGACUCUUUGGAUCUGAAUGUUCAAACCGCUGCGAUCACGGAGCCACAGGGUAACACAACUUAACGCAACGCAACGCAACACGGCGACAGUCUGGAGGAAGGACCUGCUUUAUACCGUAGAUUAGAAGACGUUUAACACACUAUCGGCCCCAGAGAGACUCCGCCCACUCCCACUCCCACUCCCACUCCCACUCCCACAGGAACCACAACAGAGGAUGGGUUUCAACAUGUGGCAGAGAGGAAACAGGAAAACAUUCAUUCAGAUGGAGAACGGUGGACGUUCUGCUGUGGACGUGGACGUGGACGUUCUGUGGACGUGGACGUUCUGCCGGAGUCGGGUUCUGUCUCUGGGAAUCAAAGGACCGUUUCUCAUCACUAAAAAACAAAGGAUCUCACGUGUUUUUGUGUUGUUUUUGUUUAGUUUCACGCGUUGGCAGCUCGUCUGUCGACCUCCAGUCACUUGUGUUUUAUAUUUACUACUUUAUUCACUGGUUUUUCUAGUAGAACUGUUAAUAUUUAUGUGUUCUCGUUCUUUUGCCUUUGUCGUAUGGGUUUAAUCAGUCAGUGCUUUCAGGUGUGUUUAACUUGUACAGUUUGUAUCAUCAUCAUGUUCGAUUUUCUCCCCAAAAAACCAAACGUUUGGAGCUGAAACAAAGAAACGACCGAGAGUCGGUCUCUAAAUUAUUUUAAUAUUAUUAAUAUUAUUAUUAUUUCCUCCCGUCUGAGUAACUUAUUGUCCUGGUGAAGUGCUUUACUGUAAAUUGCCACUGGGCCUGAAGUAUAAUCAGAGCAGAAUGUGUUUGUGUGUGUGUGUGAAUUAUACUUGAAGGUGUUUCAUUCUCCACCUGAUGCUGCAGAGGAAGCUUCCGUUAAACUCGUCUCCUGUUUGUCCGGCGGAGACGAACCGGUGCCUGAAGAACCAUCCGUCUGCCUGAGGGACACUAGAAAUAAAAAGAAAUAAAAUAAAAAGAAAUGAGAGGGUCCGGUUCAUCUGUGACUCUCUAAACGUGUCCAGUGUCUUUCAGGAUGUGAUCAGAUCUAUUUUCGCCCCUUGUUUUAUAUCCUGUACAUACGAAGUAUUUUCAGUGUCUUUUUUUGUUUUGUCUUUUUUUUAAUAAAAUGGUGAUUUAUGCUCCAGA
Mugil cephalus (flathead mullet) is the source of this 4028-nucleotide messenger RNA. It is a transcript of the gene slc7a3a, whose product is annotated as solute carrier family 7 member 3a. The transcript has 12 exons. The record is from RefSeq and is a predicted model, not a curated record. Gene Ontology annotation, biological process: amino acid transport; transmembrane transport. Bases 272 to 2248 code for a protein of 658 amino acids. Gene Ontology annotation, cellular component: plasma membrane. Gene Ontology annotation, molecular function: amino acid transmembrane transporter activity. NCBI's taxonomy places the organism in Eukaryota, Metazoa, Chordata, Actinopteri, Mugiliformes, Mugilidae.